This is a messenger RNA of Tupaia belangeri chinensis (Chinese tree shrew), 2827 nucleotides long. RefSeq names its product protein CutA homolog. The transcript is spliced from 7 exons. Gene Ontology annotation, molecular function: copper ion binding. The coding region runs from base 1897 to 2313 and encodes 138 amino acids. The record is from RefSeq and is a predicted model, not a curated record. NCBI's taxonomy places the organism in Eukaryota, Metazoa, Chordata, Mammalia, Scandentia, Tupaiidae. Gene Ontology annotation, biological process: response to metal ion.
GCGAGCUCGGGAGCUCUGAAGCCUCGCGAGGCCGAGUCCUCUCGGACCCAAGGCAGGUUGCGAGUCGCUGCGGGACUCUCGCAGUCGGAUGCCCCUUCUUGGGCUUCCCUCGGUUGGUCACCGAGUCCUACUGCCCAGUAGGCUUUUGCUUUGACCUCAGAGGGCAGAACCUCGCCAAAUCCCACCUGCGGGCGGCCGUCUGGCCGAGAUCAGCAGUUGUGGAGGGCUUGGGGAGUCUAGAUCCCUGGCCAGACACGUUUCUAGAGGAGGUGGGGGUCAGGUAUCUGGAAGACAGAAUGGAAACCCUUAAGCCGCAUGCAGGCAUGAGUAGUAGGAAUGUGCCACGCCGUUUUGGCGCUCAUCAGCCCACCGUGCGCACCAUUAAAAACAAGGCAGCGUUCGGGCCGGCGUGCAGAAUGCUUUCCAGUGCACAGGCAGACAGGAGAGAGCGUGAGAAAACAACCCCCUGUGGGGAAUGGUGCUGCUUCAGUCCAUUUUCCGUUUCUCCUUUCCGGAUGUUGGGCACACACGUAUGCACAUUCACCCAGCUGCCAGCUUGAACUGUGCAGUCAGCCAUGUGGGAUCUAGCUGCUUGCAUUCCCGAUGAUGGGAACGGAGAGGAGAUGGAAGCUGAGUUAACGUUUUGGAUCGAGGACCAGACCAUGGCAGGGCGACAUCUGACAAUUAAGGCCAUCUGGAAUCAGGAUAAACGCACAUAGAGGCGGAUGCAACUGGUGGGAGCGACUGGGAAGAGCAGCCCAGGAAGGCGGUAGCUUUCUUCAGCCCGUGGAUCAGGGUAUAACUGAAGCAUUCAGGAGCAAUUGCACCAAGCAUAUGUUUGACCACUUUGCUGACUGUACUGAAAAAAAAAAAAAAACCUUGUUUUUAUCUAGAAGGAAUGUGGUGACAUUACAACAGUGCUGAUGCUUUGGCAGUGAUCAAAGAGGCAGUGGGUGCUAUCAGACCAGCUGCUCCUAAUAAAGGUUGGUGGGAGACCAGGAGGAUAUUGUGACUGGUUGUGCAUGUUUCCCUAGAGCUAAUGAAGAUGCUGAAAAGUUGUAGAGUCUGCAGAAAUGAAUGGGUUUUCAUUCAUCAAUAAUAAGGGAAGAGAGAUUAAUGAGCUUCUCAAGUUUCAAUCUUGGGCAGUAACAGAGUUUAUGGUCAUAGAUGAAAAACAAGACAGGUCCCUGCAACCAGAGGUAAAGCUAAAUCUAAGGAAAUCAAAUGGCAUCUUGUGUCAGGCGUCAGACCUCACUGAUACUGCAAUUGAUAAGGAUAUUUUCCUAGAUCAAAGAUUAGCUUUUCGAAAAGAUUUCAAUAAAUUGUGCCUAUGAAGAAAUGCAAAAGAACCUUCAAAAUAAAGGGAAGGAGUUGAAGAAAGUAUGAAUGAUGAAGUAGUGUGGAUAAAGGCGAUAGGUACAGAAUCCGAGUCUGAGGGGAAGUCUGAGUUUUGCUCACAGUCUGAGUCUGAAUCAGAAUUUGAUGAAGAAAAAAGUAGAGGUUAAGACACCUCUAGAAGAAAAGUUGAGCCCUUGGGCAGUAGCACUAAGACUCUUGAUAUAUCUGAAGAAACUGCCAUGAAUGCAGCAUUGGGCUUUGGAAUCUAAUCUAGAAGCAUGCACAAAUGCAGAUCUGGACUUUUGAAAUCUAGCUUUCAUUCUGAAGAAAGAGGUGCCUAAGUUGAAAGACAACGAGGAUCAAGGGGCUGAUGCUUCCCAAUACCAGUUCGUUCCUUGCUCUCCUUCCUGUUACCAAACAACACCUUCAUCACUACCGUCAUCCUCAAAAUCACCAGCCCCAGAUCUGUGUCACUGUCAUUGAGUCAUUCAACAAACAUUGAGUUUCAAGUCUGUACAGAGUGGUGUGCUGACCUUGGGUACAUGGACUCAGGAAGUCAUGGGAUCUGAGAUCCUGACCACAUCUUUCCUGACUCUCCCCACGCUCAGGACCCUCGUUCUGCAGCUGCACUCAGCUGUCACCGGCAGCUAUGUUUCUGGCACUCACUCCAUCGUCUUUGUCAACUGUCCCAAUGAGCAAACUGCCAGAGACAUUGCCAGGGCCAUACUGGAUAAGAAGCUGGCUGCCUCUGUGAACAUCCUGCCCAAGGUGUCGUCACUGUACUUUUGGAAGGGAGAAAUAGAAGAAGCCACCGAGAUCCUGUUGUUAAUAAAGACAAAGACCUCCAAGGUCCUCAUGCUGUCCAGCUACAUCAGGUUGUUACAUCCGUUUGAAAUCCCAGAGGUCUUCAGUCUCGCCAUGAACCAAGGAGAUGUGCACUAUUUAAAGUGGUUUGAGGAGGCCGUGGAGGACUGAGUGGGGAAGCUCGGCGUGUGUGCUGCUGGGCCGCCUCUAGCCCUCACGAGCUGCUUUCUGGGAAGGGGAGGCCUGUCUCUGCCUCCCGACCUCUCUGGAUCUCAUGUUCCUGUCAGCGCAGAGGUGCUAAAUAACCGGUGGAGGCUGAAGAGCCAAAGUUCCUAAGGCUGUGAGAGAAAGCUGAGCCAAGCAGGCCACGCAAGAACCCAGUAGAACUUGUCUCUGAGUGUUUCACGCUUAAAGGUGGCCAAGGGGUCAGGGAAUGGGAAUGGCUGUGUUUAGGGACUGAGGGGAGGUGGCAGUGAGGCGAGGUUAGUCACCUUCCAGUCACUGGGCCUGCCUCUGAUGCCUAGGAUACAACUGCUCUGCCUCUCCUGGGGAGGAGUGAACCCAAUAGCCUUGCUCCCUGCAGUGUGCGGGAUGAAUGCCUCCCUCCAGACUGCACGUGCUUUAUUCCAAAGGAUGAUUUGCUAAUAGUGGAAUUUCAGGGAAUAGCAGGAUUAUUGCUCCGAGU